Molecule: messenger RNA, 1448 nt
Organism: Dromaius novaehollandiae (emu)
Lineage: Eukaryota; Metazoa; Chordata; Aves; Casuariiformes; Dromaiidae
Gene: FDPS
Product: farnesyl diphosphate synthase
Exons: 9
Coding region: 155-1204 (349 amino acids)
Biological process (GO): trans, trans-farnesyl diphosphate biosynthetic process
Cellular component (GO): cytoplasm
Molecular function (GO): (2E,6E)-farnesyl diphosphate synthase activity; dimethylallyltranstransferase activity
Source: RefSeq, a predicted model, not a curated record
GGGGGGCGGGCCCGGCCGGCUGGCGAGGCGGGAUCGGGACCGGCGGGGGGACCGGGAGCGGGAGCGGGAUCGGGAUCGGGACCGGCGGGGGGACCGGGACCGGGAUCGGGAUCGGGAUCGGGAUCUAGCCGCUCUCUCCCUCGCAGACGCAGCGAUGAGCGGGGCCGGGGCGGCGGCGGACGACCGGGCCGCCUUCGUGGGCUUCUUCCCGCAGAUCGUGCGCGACCUGACGGCGGAGCUGGGGCACCCGGAGGUGGGCGACGCCGUGGCGCGCCUCAAGGAGGUGCUGGAGUACAACGCGCCGGGCGGGAAGCACAACCGCGGGCUGACGGUGCUGGCGGCCUUCCGCGAGCUGGCGGGCCCCGAGCGGCGCGACGCCGAGAGCCUCCGCUGCGCCAUGGCCGUGGGCUGGUGCGUGGAGCUGCUCCAGGCCUUUUUCCUGGUGGCCGAUGACAUCAUGGACUCGUCCCUCACUCGCCGGGGGCAGCUCUGCUGGUACAAGAAGGAGGGGAUUGGUUUGGAUGCUGUCAAUGAUGCCUUCCUGCUGGAGUCAUCCGUCUACAGGCUGCUGAAGAAGUACUGUGGGGAGUGCCCCUACUACCUGCACUUGCUGGAGCUUUUCUUGCAGACCAGCUACCAGACUGAGCUUGGGCAGGCCCUGGACCUCAUCACUGCUCCCAUUUCCCAGGUGGAUUUGAAUCGCUUCAGUGAGCAGAGGUAUAAAGCAAUUGUUAAGUACAAGACUGCAUUCUACUCCUUCUACCUCCCAGUGGCUGCUGCUAUGUACAUGACUGGUAUUGACAGUGAGGAGGAACAUGCCAAUGCCAAAGCAAUCUUGCUGGAGAUGGGUGAAUUCUUCCAGGUCCAGGAUGAUUACUUGGACUGCUUCGGGGAUCCAGAGUUGACAGGGAAGGUUGGCACUGAUAUCCAGGAUAACAAGUGCAGCUGGCUGGUGGUGGAGUGUCUGCGUCGGGUCACACCAGAGCAGAAGCAGAUCCUGGAGGAGAACUAUGGUUGUAAGGAGCCAGAGAAGGUGGCUAAGGUGAAGGAGCUCUAUGAGACUUUGGGCAUGAGGGCUGUUUUUCAGGAAUAUGAAGAGAAUAGCUAUCAACAUCUACAAGAACUGAUCAAGAAGCAUGCGAACCAGCUCCCCAAGGAGAUCUUUCUUGGCCUGGCUCAGAAGAUUUAUAAGCGUCAGAAGUGAUGGGGCUAGUGGGCUCUGUCAUUCUAAGAAAAAAGGAACUGUCUUGUCCUUCAUGAAGAAGGCCUUUUAGCAAACAUGCACUGCUGUCUCUGCCCUCUGUGCAUGGGCUCUCAGGGGCUGUGGUGAACCAUGAACCAUUCAGUCUCCUACCUUGGGGUGCAGGGCUGGGGCCAGGCCCGGGGGGGUGCAGCAGCCCUGCUGGGGCUGCCGGGGUCUGUGUGUCAAUAAAGAUAACUUAUUGGCA